This is a messenger RNA of Durotheca rogersii, 1501 nucleotides long. RefSeq names its product bola protein. Bases 317 to 847 code for a protein of 176 amino acids. The record is from RefSeq and is a predicted model, not a curated record. The transcript is spliced from 2 exons. NCBI's taxonomy places the organism in Eukaryota, Fungi, Ascomycota, Sordariomycetes, Xylariales, Xylariaceae.
CACUGAGGUACCUAAUAAUCUGCUGACGGGCAGAUCCCUUCCUAUCCCUUCUUAUCCCUCAUCAUCCGGCUUCGUCCCGCCCUCAUCCACGAUAGCUUGCUUACGGCACACCACCUUGUCGCUUGUCUGCGGUUCGCCAGCUCUCGCCGCCGACCCGCUGCGCCAAGCCUAUCUCUACCAGACAAGCUCAGCCUAGCUAUCCCGUCAUCGGGGAUUGAAAAACGGUUCGACGCGCAACACCACAUCUAGAACCCGACGACACGAGGGAGGGUAACGUUGCCUACCUACCUACAUCUUCCACGAGCAUCCCAUCUACAUGUUGCCGCGACACGUGCAUAUAUUGCCCAGGGCAGCGAUAGCAGCAACAGCAGCGACACGAGCAGCCCUCCCCGCCGCCGCCCCCGCCGCCGCACCACCGCCAGCGAGACAGCUUGCCACCAUGGCGUCAUCGUCAUCGCCGCCGCCGACCACGACGUCGAAUACGCCGAUGGAGGACGCCAUUCGGGCAAAGAUCACCCAGGCCCUGCAGCCCUCGCGUCUGGAAAUCUACAACGACUCGGCCAAGCACGCCCACCAUGCGCCCAUGGUCGCCGCCUACGGCCGCCCCGGCGCCGCCGCCGCCGACGGCCCCAAGGAGACGCACUUCCGCCUCGUCAUCACCUCCGCCGCCUUCGUCGCCAAGCCCCAGCCCGCCCGGCACCGCCUCGUCUACCGCCUGCUCGCCGCCGAGCUCGCCGCCGAGGGCGGCGUCCACGCCCUCCAACUGAGCACCACCACCCCCGACGAGGAGGAGCGCAAGAAGCAGCGCGCUGCCGAAGCCGCCACCGCCGCCGCCGCCGACGAGUAGUAGUGGGGGUUUCCGCGGCCGAGGCGGCAGGGCGCGCGUACGUGUGCCGUAGGGCGCCCGCGGGGCUAGCUCGCGGAGGAUAGCAAUGUCGCGGAGCCGAACAUACACAGAAGUGCACUAAACGGUGCGUCAGGAGCAGAAAUACGGCCAACCGGCGACUGUCAUUCUUGUAGACUAAGCGGGCGUUUUGGAAGUCAAGCUCAACACACCAUGCAUACCGCCUCCGAGACUCUCUCCUAGUAAUAUGAUACGUGACAGGUCGUGAUUCACGUCCACAUGUAUGUACACACCGAAAACACGCUCCGUAACAUGCUCCGUACUCGUCCGUAGACAUGCUUCGACCGCUACGCCGCGCGAAUAAACGAUGAACGUGGGGGGUAUCGUCGGCGCCGCACCGCACCGCAAAGCACACGCAAUAACUCCGCCUCCUAGAAAGGAAAGAAACACCCAUAGCCAACCCGCUAAGCCAGCCGAAGCCAGCAGCCACCCCUCGCGCUCGCGCGCUUACCCUCCCCCCGCCGUCGACGCACCCGUAGCCGUAGGCGCCGCGCUGGAGCUGGCCGCGCAGCUCAGCGCUUUGCGCCUCUGCACGAACCUGAGGAACGGCCUGUCGUCGUCGACGGCCUCGGCCUUCUUCUUUUUCUUCUUCUUCUU